CGGUCAAGUAGGAUCGCGUGGGCAUCAUAGGCUUAGCAUGGCCAAGUAUAAAACAAUGACUACGGGGAUGAGGCAGCAGCCAGGGCUUGCGUGUGAAGAGUGCCGCCGGCGGAAGGCCCGUUGCGAUCGCGCACGACCACAGUGCAGUACAUGUACCGAGUCCGGGACACCAUGCGUCGUAGUUGAUAAACGGCCACCCAGGGGCCCUAAGAAGGGCCGGAUGAAGGCUUUACGCAACCGUGUCGCAUCACUGGAAUGGCAGCUCUACGGCCAGUCCGGACUGAUCGAUCCAGAUGCAGAAUCCCAAACCGGUGGUUCUACUGCUUCUACUACUGCAGGGACCGAGUCGCCAGGACAGGCUUCGUUCUACGACAUGGAUCAUGGCAUAGUCGGAAUGGCAUCACCAACAAGUGGUUUUUCCACAUCCAUCGAACCACUCCCACUUACUCCAAUUUCCAUUUGCUCAGAUCUCUACUCAAACAGUUACUCAUCCAACGAGUGCCCGAUGACACUACCGUCACUGUCGUCGGGCACCACCACAGUAAGCAAACCAUACACGCCGAACGCGACGCCGAUAUCCAGCACCGGCGCACUAGGCAAUCCAUACACUGGAGAGUUGGACAUGUCAGACCGCGUGAGAGCGAACUUAGAUCAACUAUACUUCGACCGCGUGCAUGCCAUUCUGCCAAUGAUCCAUGAGCGGCGAUACUUCUCCUGGGCUGGCCAAGAGAACCUGGACCUAGGGAGAGAGUCUCUCCGAUCCGCCAUGCAGACCAUGGCGGCAACCAUGUCUUCUUCGCAUCGCAGCCUGAGCAAGGCUCUGUACGCUCAGACGCGGCAAAUGCUCAACGUGCUAGACGCUCUCGAGCCGGCGACGGUGCAGCUCGAACACAUCCAGACGAGCCUCCUCGUAGCCCACUACGAGCAUUUGCAGGUGUCGGAGCGCCAGGCCAUGCUCACGGCUGGUCGGGCUUUCCGGCUGAUCCAAAUGUCCCGGCUAUACGAUGUCGAUGGUGUAGGCGAUGUCUCUUCUGCCUCGUUCGCGAUGGCGGAUGAGAGCUUUGCCAGAACAGAAGAGAAGAGGCGGUCGUUUUGGGUGGCUUUUGCCUUUGAUCGGUUUCUGAACAUGGCCAACGAGUGGCCCUUCACACUGCACGAGGAACUGAUCUGCACCCGUCUCCCUGCCCCCGAGACAAACUUCCAAAACAACCAGCCCAUCCAGACAGGCUUUCUACCCGAGGCCGUGGUCAACAGCGGCCACAGCACCCUCUCACCUCUUGCCGAGUGCGUCGUCCUCGCCGCGCUCUAUGGCCGAUGCAUGAACCAUCGGGGACUGGCUCAUGCCGCAGUCGUCUCUGGGAGCAACCCCGACAGCAUCCGGACGCGGAUUGAAUGGCUUGCCGCCAUACUUGAGAAGAGGAGUCUAAGACUCGCUCAGACCUCGCCGAUGGGCCUUUCGGUCGUCGAACGCAAUCCUUUGCUGGCCUUUGCCCACGUGCUGGUCCACAGCGCAAUUAUCCAUCUUUACCACACCACGCACGCAGCGCCGUUCAAUCAGCUUCUGACGCUCGACUCGGAGCAGCAGGCGUAUCACUCGGCCAGCUACAUAGCCGAGCUGGCGAAAGCUGUGCCGCGCAUGGAUUGCUUCAAAAUCCAUCCGUUUUUCCCAAAUGUUCUCUCAAGCGCUGCCACAUUUCUUAUGCUGAGGGUCAAGAGCACAGUUUCGGAUACCAGCCAGGAGUUGGACCAGCUCCUGGUCGCUUUGCAAUGCUUAAGAGAUGUAAAUCUUCUCGCAAGGGAUCAGUUGCGCGCCCUCGAAGCUGGUCGGUGGGCAAUGUCCUCUAACCUAUGAAUGUAUUUCAAUGAAUCGUGGAACUACCUUGUCAAGUUGUCGUUGCUUUCAUUUUAGAUACUCCUAUAUAGCGAUGGUGUCUAUCCGG
This is a messenger RNA of Aplosporella prunicola CBS 121167, 1940 nucleotides long. RefSeq lists its product as uncharacterized. The record is from RefSeq and is a predicted model, not a curated record. Gene Ontology annotation, biological process: DNA-templated transcription; regulation of DNA-templated transcription. Gene Ontology annotation, molecular function: DNA-binding transcription factor activity, RNA polymerase II-specific; DNA binding; zinc ion binding. NCBI's taxonomy places the organism in Eukaryota, Fungi, Ascomycota, Dothideomycetes, Botryosphaeriales, Aplosporellaceae. The transcript has 6 exons. Gene Ontology annotation, cellular component: nucleus. The coding region runs from base 38 to 1852 and encodes 604 amino acids.